AUGAAAGUUUGUCGCAGCAAGUUGUCUAGUGACAGGAAGGACCGGCAUGCCAAGCAGCUGCUAGAGUUGCACGCCGAUGCAGCCGGACUUUCUUCUGGCUGCAAGUACGAGGUCGUCCAAAAGGGAAACUCGACUUCUUCGCGGCAUACCCAGCCUUAUGCCAACCAAAGUCCAGAAUGGCGACAAAGUACAUCUCAUCUGGGCUGCAUCAUCUCCCCAGCAAGGGCUUGGAUCUUGGAGGAGGCUCAGAGCAUUCCCUCAUUCCUCGGUGCCCGCAUGAGUAAGCUGGCCAUGCGAAGACACUCUGACCGAAGGUUGCUGCUCGUUGGUACGGCGGUGGCGGCCUGUGCCUUCUGGCGCUCCUGCGGAGCGGCGAGCUUCUCUCUGCCAGGCGAGGCUCCUCGUCGAGCUCUGUUGAUGGCCGUACCGAUCCUGGGCGCUCCCGGAGUGGCGUCUGCCCUUCCGGCAGGAAUUACAGACACCGUCGAAUACAUGAACAGGCGCAAGAGGGAAUUGAUUCCGUACAUGAAGCAGGGUAUCGACUACUUGGAAGGGCACGACAUUGACGAGAGGAUGAUGAAGUUUCUUCCGAAGAUGUGCAAAAAGAUGGAAGCCUAUGCGGGUCUUCAGUCGAGAGACGAAGCUCCUGACAAGACCGUGUACAAACUGAACGCUGAUGUAAGGGCCUUUGAGAAGGCAGUGAAGAACAAUGACAAGCCUGCUGCACUGGAGGCGUUUCAGAAGUACCAGAACGACAUGCCACAAGGAAUGGCUCGCUUCGACAUCCACAACCCGAUCACCUACGAGGGACCCUCCCCGGAGACGGGUGCACGAAAGACCAUGUAG
This is a messenger RNA of Symbiodinium necroappetens, 846 nucleotides long. The record is from the annotation of a GenBank genome assembly. NCBI's taxonomy places the organism in Eukaryota, Dinophyceae, Suessiales, Symbiodiniaceae.